Messenger RNA from Bubalus bubalis (water buffalo), 1179 nucleotides. RefSeq names its product putative MAGE domain-containing protein MAGEA13P. The transcript is spliced from 4 exons. Gene Ontology annotation, biological process: negative regulation of transcription by RNA polymerase II. Lineage: Eukaryota; Metazoa; Chordata; Mammalia; Artiodactyla; Bovidae. Gene Ontology annotation, cellular component: nucleus. The record is from RefSeq and is a predicted model, not a curated record.
AUGGUUGAGCUGAGCAAGCUUGAGGAAGACCUUCAGGACCCAGGCAAGGCCCAGGGCCCUGUGGAGGCGCAGCUCUUUGGGGCUGAGGCGGGGGAGGCUGCAUCCCCCUCAGCCUCCUCCCCCACAGUCUCCUGCUCCGCCCUUGCAGAGGCCUUGCCCCAGGAAGCUGUGAAUAAGAUGGUGGCUAACCUGAUGAAGUUCUUUCUCCUCAAGUAUCUGGCCAAACAGCUGACCUCCCAAGCGGAAAUGCUGAAGAAGGUCCUCAAGGAUAACCAGGAGCACUUCCCGGUGGUCUUCAGUCAAGCCUCAGAGUACCUACAGGUGGUCGUUGAUGUGGAGGUGAAGUAGUUGGACCCCGGGGAGCACACCUACAUCAUGGUCCCCACCCUGGGCCUCACCUGUGAUGAGAUGCUGAGCAGUGGGCAGAGCCUGCCCAAGGCCAGCCUCCUGGUGCUGGUCCUCAGCCUGAUCAUGCAGAAUGAAGACCUGGCCCCUGAGGAGGCAGUCUUGGGAGCACUCAGCAGGAUGGGGGUGUAUGUUGGGAGUGCGUACUGUGUCUUUGGGGAGCCCAGGGAGCUUCUGACCCAAGUGUGGGUGCAAGAGGAAUACCUGGAGCCUUGGUAUUUGUCCCAGAAGGAAGGCUGGUUGAUGUCCCAGAGCUACGGCUACACCUGGGCUUGUCCUGUGGGAGUCCAAGGCCUGGAACUGAAGCUAGGCAGGAACCAAGGGACUGACACGGACGUGAAGGAGCCCUCUCUCACAGGCAGAGUGCUGGACGCCAGGGCAGUGUCUCCUCAGGGACUGCUCGCCCCAGUCACGUCAGGAUUGAUUGGGUGGCUCACACUACAACUGUGUGGGUUCAGGAGGCCGGCAGCCAAGGUCAAGGUGUCGGCUGAUGUUGAUGCUCAUGAGGGCUGUGGAGAGAGUCUGUCCCAUCUCUCCCCCAUCACUUCCGGGGGCAUUGCUGGCCAUGGACCCAAUGAGGUGGAGGAGCUGGAGAAUCAAGCCCUGCUACCCAACCUGCAACAGAAGUACCUGACUGUGCUUGCCGACCCCCGCUGGCUGCUGCAGCCUGUCCCGGGGAGGGCCAGGAAAGACGUCUUCCAGGUAGAUAUCCUCAAGCACCUAAUCCCCUUUGGGCGGGAGGCCUGCCAGACUGAGCACUCCAGAGUAAGGUGA